This is a messenger RNA of Tripterygium wilfordii, 1149 nucleotides long. RefSeq names its product truncated transcription factor CAULIFLOWER A-like. Gene Ontology annotation, cellular component: nucleus. The transcript is spliced from 8 exons. Gene Ontology annotation, molecular function: protein dimerization activity; RNA polymerase II cis-regulatory region sequence-specific DNA binding; DNA-binding transcription factor activity, RNA polymerase II-specific. NCBI's taxonomy places the organism in Eukaryota, Viridiplantae, Streptophyta, Magnoliopsida, Celastrales, Celastraceae. The record is from RefSeq and is a predicted model, not a curated record. The coding region runs from base 205 to 930 and encodes 241 amino acids. Gene Ontology annotation, biological process: positive regulation of transcription by RNA polymerase II.
UAUAUAUAUGUGGGCAUGCUAAACUGGGCAUUUUAGAAAGCAAAGGGAAGGAAAAGCAGAAAGAAAGAAUAACCUAAAACGGAUGAUCCCAAAUUAAGUAUUGUUUGGGUUAUUUAGAGGAAAUAUUUCUGGAUUUUGAAGCUCUCUGGGUUUGUGUGUGUUUUCUUUUUUGGGUUAUAUACAUAUAUAUAUAUAGAGAGAGAGAUGGGGAGGGGUAGGGUUGAGUUGAAGAGGAUAGAGAACAAGAUCAACAGGCAAGUGACUUUCUCCAAAAGAAGAGUUGGAUUGCUUAAGAAGGCGCAUGAGAUCUCUGUGUUAUGUGAUGCUGAGGUUGCCUUGAUUGUCUUCUCUCACAAAGGGAAGCUCUUUGAGUACUCCACUGAUUCCAGCAUGGAGAAGAUACUGGAGCAAUAUGAGCGAUACUCUUAUGCAGAGAGGCAGCUGGUCGCCGGUGAACCUGAUCAUUCACAGAUUAAUUGGUCAGUGGAGCACAACAGACUUAAGGCUAGGAUUGAACUUCUACAGAAAAGCCAUAGGCAUUAUAUGGGGGAAAAUCUGGAUGUGUUGAGUAUGAAGGAGCUUCAAAAUCUAGAGCAACAAAUAGACACUGCCCUCAAACAGAUUCGAUCAAGAAGAAAUCAGAUCAUGCAUGAGUCGAUCACUGACCUUCAGAGACAGGAGAAGGCAAUUCAGGAUCAAAACAGCUUGCUAGCUAAGCAGAUCAAGGAGAGGGAGAAGGCUGCAAUGACACAACAGAUACAGUGGGAGCAGCAAAACCAUGGCCACAAUCCAUCGUCCUUCCUUCCACCACAACCACUACGUCCCUGUCUAAACAUGGGUGGUUUAUACCAGGAACAAGUGCCAGAAGUGAGAAGGAAUGAGCUUGACCUCACACUUGAACCAAUCUACAUGGGCUGCUUUCCAGCUUGAGUUGCAGGUCGACGUGUAGAACUUUAUGAGUGGGGCAUAAAAAAAUAGUGAAAGUAAAGAGACUUUUGAGUUUGAUGUCAUGUCCCAUGAUUCCAUUUUCUCUUACACCAUCUGUUAUUCUGGUGUAUAUAUAUAUAUAUAUGCAUUUAUCUAAUCUUGAUGUUGUAAACGAUACAGUAUUAUUCAUCUAUUAUCUUGGAUGAUGAUCCCACAUUAUUA